Molecule: messenger RNA, 2693 nt
Organism: Cavia porcellus (domestic guinea pig)
Lineage: Eukaryota; Metazoa; Chordata; Mammalia; Rodentia; Caviidae
Gene: Prelid3b
Product: PRELI domain containing 3B
Exons: 7
Coding region: 272-793 (173 amino acids)
Biological process (GO): phospholipid transport
Cellular component (GO): mitochondrial intermembrane space
Molecular function (GO): phosphatidic acid transfer activity
Source: RefSeq, a predicted model, not a curated record
CCGGGCCUUACGGCGCCUGCGCGCUGCGUUGCCGGCCGGGGUGAGGGGCGGGGCCGGAGUACCUCUGUGCCUCAUUGUCCCUUAUCGCCGCCCGAACAUCCAGCAGGUUGCCGGCACCAUGAAGAUCUGGACUUCGGAGCACGUAUUUGAGAUCUUGCUAUGUACUUCAGACUGCCCUUGAACUCACUGUAGCCCAGAGUGGUCCUCCUGCCUCAGCCUUCCCCAGUGCUGGGACUGCAGCCACCCGUGGGAAACUGUUACCACGGCUGCAAUGCAGAAAUACCCAAACCCUAUGAACCCGAGUGUGGUCGGAGUUGAUGUGCUGGACAGACACAUAGAUCCCUCUGGAAAGCUGCAUAGCCACAGACUUCUCAGCACGGAGUGGGGACUGCCUUCCAUCGUGAAGUCCAUUAUUGGUGCAGCAAGAACCAAGACAUAUGUGCAAGAACAUUCUGUCGUUGAUCCCGUAGAAAAAAUAAUGGAGCUUAAAUCUACUAAUAUUUCAUUUACAAAUAUGGUUUCAGUGGAUGAGAGACUUAUAUACAAACCACAUCCUCAGGACCCAGAAAAAACCGUUCUGACUCAGGAAGCCAUCAUCUCGGUGAAAGGAGUCAGCCUCAGCAGUUACCUUGAAGGGCUGAUGGCGAGCACAAUAUCUUCAAAUGCUAAUAAAGGCAGAGAAGCAAUGGAAUGGGUAAUACAUAAACUAAAUGCUGAGAUUGAAGAAUUGGCAGCUUCAGCAAGAGGAAGCAUACGGACACCAAUGGCGGCGGCGGCAUUUGUAGAGAAAUGAUAAACAGAGUUGGUACACAGUACCAGUCUCAAAGCCGACGAUAUAUUUAUUUGUUAUUUUAAAAAAACAACAACUAUAUUUUAGGUGUUUUUUUUUUUUUUUAUAUAAACUGGAGUAAGGCUAUGUGAUUUUCAUCCAAACACAAAGAUACAGGGUUCUAAAUCACAGGGAUCAUCUGAUGUGAGUAUGGCUUGAAAUGACUAAUUGCUAGGGUUCAGUAUUUAAGUGAAAAUGUAGUUUUUUUAAAUACUUGGAAACAUUGGUAUUGACAGUGCAUCCUCUUAAGACAGAGUGUGCAAGCUGUUCAGACACUGGGACUUCCCUGGCUGUGGACCAACCCCAGAAGAAAGCAGAGCCUCCCUUCACAUACACAAAUUAGCAGUGUGUGUGUGUAAGGAACUCGCUCUACAAGAAGAAACUGUAGAGUUGUAAAAGACACUCAUUUGUAUAAAAUAACUUGCUGGGCUAGAAGCCACAGUGUUACGAUUUGGUACUGAAAUGGUAUUUUUGGAGUGAAAACUACCACUAAAGUAAUAUGUGACUCCAACAGAAAUAUUAUUUUAUUGUAUUAAAGAGUACUGUAUCAGUUUGCCAAAAGUUUUGUGACUUAGUAAACGUAUUACCUUCUUUGGAUUUGUACUCUAUGACAUAGCACGCUGUACUGUGAGCUGGUUAUGCUAACUAAAAAAUAAAAGUCCUUACCUGAGUUUUGCAGCACUCUUAACACUUAAACAGAAGAGCAGCUGUUCACAUCUUUCAGCAUUUCACGUUUACUUAUAAAUUGCCAUGUGUCAGAAUCAUGGUUUUGUAAUUGCUAAGGCAUGAUAUGUCAGGUUAUUUGAAUAUAAUUACUUUUUGAAGUAAUUGUGACCACAAAACAUCUUUUUACAUGAGAAGCUGUACAUCAUUUGAAAUUAGUCAAAUAAUGUCUUGGUCUGAAGCAUAAAUGCCAGGUACUUAAUGUUUUAAUAACAUGGUGUCAUGGUGGGCGGUGGGGCACUGGGGGAGAAAAUGAAGUUCUUGGUGGGCAGAAUGGAGUGGUCCACACUCAGCAAAUUGCACUGUAGAUUUUAUUUAUCAGAAAUCCUUAUUUUGGUUAACAAGGUGGCUGAGAAACAAUCCAGUAAAUGUAUUUUGUUUAGUAUUUUGUACUGGGCACUUAAUCCCUAAACGGUAUCUUUGAUACUUGGAAGAGUUGUAUACAAUUUUUGUUAAAAGGUGGUUAGCUUUUGCUUUUAUUUUAUAGUGCUUAAUACAAUCAACUUUUAGUUGGGUUUCCUAUGCAGACCAGUUAAUACAUCCACAUUAUAGAAACAGUACCAAACUUUUAAAAUUAGUAUUUUUCUACUUAAAAUAUUGUGUGGUUUAAGAAUUCUUAGGACAUUUGUAAAUUAUGCUAAAUUCCGAUAAGGUUUCUGAUUUUUUUUUUUUUGUAACCAGAAAUAGUUUUACAAUUGAAGUACUAUUUCAGCUUUAAAAAAAUACUAAAUGUUGAAAUGUCUUCAUAAAAAAAAUACUAAAUGUUUUAAUAUUUGGCAAAAAGUGACUUGUGUAAUUUCUGUAAAUUAUACUUGUUCUAAAGAAAGGUAUAAUGCCUAAUGAUACAUUAUUUUUAAACCAGCGUUUAUCAUUAAUCCCUCACUUGAUUUUUUUCAUUGACCUAAUGAUAAAUCUAUAAAUUUUCAGUUUCCAAUGUAGUUAACUACAUCUAUCCAACUACCUGAUGAUUAUUCAUGGCUUCCAUUAAAAUACAAACAAGUUCACAGCAAGUUCAUUGAGGAUAAACCGGAAUAAAGUGUCGAUUUACAGCUAUUAAGCAUCUCAUCCUGAUAUUAAGAUGAACUUACUGAACUUAGGAGAAUUAAAGUGGCCUUUGCUAAUAAAGACUGAUUUAACUGUA